AUGCCUCGUCACGACGACUUUUACGUGCGUUACUAUGUCGGUCAUCGCGGCAAGUUUGGCCAUGAGUUUAUGGAGUUUGAGUUCCGCGGCGAUGGGAAGCUUCGGUACGCCAAUAACUCCAACUACAAGAAGGACUCGAUGAUCCGCAAAGAAGUGACAGUGUCCCAGUCGGUGAUCGAUGAAGUAAAGCGGAUCAUUAGUGACAGUGAAAUCACAAAAGAAGACGACAAGGAAUGGCCAGAGCCCGACCGGAUUGGUCGACAGGAACUGGAAGUGGUACUGGGUAACGACCACAUUUCUUUCACGUGCGCGAAGAUCGGAUCUUUACUGGACGUUCAAGACAGCAAGGAUCCCGAGGGUCUGUGUGUACUGUACUACUUGGUCCAAGACCUCAAGUGCCUGGUGUUUUCGCUGAUCACGUUGCACUUCAAGAUCAAGCCCAUUCCGUAG
Messenger RNA from Peronospora matthiolae, 450 nucleotides. Lineage: Eukaryota; Oomycota; Peronosporomycetes; Peronosporales; Peronosporaceae. The record is from the annotation of a GenBank genome assembly.